Mycosarcoma maydis (corn smut) is the source of this 474-nucleotide messenger RNA. RefSeq lists its product as uncharacterized. NCBI's taxonomy places the organism in Eukaryota, Fungi, Basidiomycota, Ustilaginomycetes, Ustilaginales. Bases 1 to 474 code for a protein of 157 amino acids. The record is from RefSeq and is a predicted model, not a curated record. The transcript has a single exon.
AUGCUCUCAUCAACAUCGUCUUCACCAAGAGUAGCUGUGCUUCUGAUCGCAGCCGCAUUGCUUGUCCUUGCAACUUGCACUGAGGCCCAAGUUGCCAGUGCAUUCGAGGGCACAAGUUUCCCGCUCUCGUCGUUUGCCGUCAGCCAAACCUUCACGCCCGUCACCACAUUUGCAUCUGCCACUGGCGGCAACCCAACCGUCAUUGGCGGCCCUGGUCCAUCACCCGCCACAGCCUCGUACCAAUUCACCUACACUGUACCCACUCAAACCGUCCCUGCCGUCUUCCCCUCCCAAGUGUAUCAAAGCUUGGCUUCCAGUGGUGGCUACAACACCGCCCCCGAUGCAAAGAACCUCGGACCGGACCCCAAAAAUCUUCAGUUUGCAAACACGGCAGCAGACCACUUCAACUACGCCGCUGCCAAGGCCGUCUUUGUCACGCUUGCAACCGCUGCUCUCGUCGUGGUGAUGCUCUGA